This is a messenger RNA of Bemisia tabaci, 1072 nucleotides long. RefSeq names its product inosine triphosphate pyrophosphatase. Lineage: Eukaryota; Metazoa; Arthropoda; Insecta; Hemiptera; Aleyrodidae. Gene Ontology annotation, biological process: nucleoside triphosphate catabolic process. Gene Ontology annotation, molecular function: nucleoside triphosphate diphosphatase activity. The record is from RefSeq and is a predicted model, not a curated record. Gene Ontology annotation, cellular component: cytoplasm.
AUUUACAAUCCGGUGCGAGCAGCUGAUUGCUGAUUAGAGAGAGGUCUUCACACUUCUCAUCCCUCCAAAUUAUUCUCGGAUUUUUAAUAUCAGUGUUCCUUCACCCCACACUUUACUGUAAUAAGCGAAUUGUUCGAUUCUUCAGUAGUUUCAUCCUCCCAUCACACAUUUCUGUGCCAAGCUAUCAGCUCUAAACUUCCUUGCUCGAAGCACACCCAAUCUCGGUGUAUUAACAACCCUUUUGUGUUUACUGAAGUUCUUUCUUUGAAUGUCUAAUGUUUAGAAUGUCAAAGACGAUUGUAUUUGUGACAGGAAAUGCCAAAAAACUGGAAGAAGUCGUCAGUAUCCUCGGGACUACAGUACCUUUUAAAUUGGUCAACAAGAAAAUUGAUCUGCCGGAAUAUCAGGGGGAAAUAGAUGAUAUAUGUCACCGCAAAGUCCUUGAGGCCAAAAGAAUUGUCAAUGGAUCUGUGAUCGUGGAAGACACAUCUCUAUGCUUCAACGCGCUUGGAGGGCUCCCAGGGCCUUACAUCAAGUGGUUCCUUGAAAAAAUUGGACCAGGUGGAUUACACAAUCUACUGGCUGGAUUUGAAGACAAGAGUGCUACUGCUGUCUGUACCUUUGCAUUUGCGGACGAGAGUGAAAAAGUAAUUUUAUUCAAGGGUGAAACAGAGGGUACAAUUGUCAGCCCAAGAGGAACUAACUUAUUUGGCUGGGAUUCUUGCUUUCAGCCCAAUGGUUAUUCGCAAACUUAUGCAGAAAUGCCAAAAUCUCUUAAAAAUGAAAUGUCGCACCGGAAUAAAGCUGUGAUAAAACUAAGAGACUACUUUGUGAAACAGUUAGAAAACUCUUAAGAGCUCUAAAAAUGCCAUACUCUUUUUCUUGUUAUUUAUUAAAUACAGUUGUUUAUUUUUAAGCAAUAACAUAACAGGGAUAUUACAACUCUAAGUUGUAUUUUAUACGUUAAACUGUAAGUACUUCCUAAAAUGUAAGAACUGUAAAAACUACAAUGAACUUCACCGCUCAGAAUUUUAUUUGCAGAUUUUUUUAAAUGCAAUUUUCUCACUUUUCU